AUGACUUACAAACGUAAAAAAUAUCAUAGAGGUGAUACACAUUUGAAAAAAGGUUGGCGAACUAAAAGAAGAACAAAAGAUUUAGAUGAGAUUGAUGAGGAUUUGAAAGACAAAAAUGUAAAGAAUCUACUAAAUCAAGAAGUAGAUUUUGAUAAACCAGGAGCUGGACAAUAUUAUUGUAUUCAUUGCGCGAGGUAUUUUAUAAAUGAUACUGCUUUACAAGAUCAUUUUACAACAAAAGUACAUAAACGCAGAUUAAAAGCUCUUGAAUUAGAACCUUAUUCUAUUGAGGAAUCAGAAAGAGCAGCUGGUAAAGGAAAUUACAUUAUUCCACAAAAAAGGAAAAUUGAGACUAUAAAUUAUACCAACUAUAAUAUGGAUGUUGAACCAGAAACUUCAUCACAAGUUAAAAUAGCUAAAGUGGAUGCAUAA
Messenger RNA from Apis florea (little honeybee), 432 nucleotides. RefSeq names its product zinc finger protein 593 homolog. Lineage: Eukaryota; Metazoa; Arthropoda; Insecta; Hymenoptera; Apidae. Gene Ontology annotation, molecular function: nucleic acid binding; zinc ion binding. The record is from RefSeq and is a predicted model, not a curated record.